AUGCAGCGUUGGUUGGAAGGACCAGUCCGCGCCAACAAGGAUGUUCUGACCUUGGUGAGGAGCUACCACGAGAAGGUGAUACGGCCUCAGACGUAUCAUCUGGUGCUUCAGCUGGAAACAGCCCUGGCCAAGGUGGGGGACGAUCUCUUCAAGACGAAGCAGCAGUUUGAGUGGAUGGCCGCGGAGAACAGGGCCUCGCAGAAGCACAGCUGUGCCCUGCAGAUCAUCACGAGUGGGUGGCCGCAGGGCAUGGCUCCACCAAACCGCCUCUUCCAGAUCACGUGGAUGCUACAGCAGGUGCCGAAGGUUCGAACUUUUUUGGAGACGAGGGGGUUCAUCACUGAACACACCGCCUUCGAACUUCGGUCGUCGGGUACACCUUUGUACUCAGCCCCAAUUCGAGUCCUGCUCCACGUGCUGAAUAAGCACGCAGAACACACCGGCAAAAGCUUGGUAAUCCCAUGGAAGACACUGACCCUAAUGGAGCCAAGCAAUGAUCGGGGCUUCAAUGGCGACGUGGUGGCAUGGGCACGGCUCUUUUACGCCGAAGUGGAUGGGAGUUUUGGUGGUCGUCUUGAGAUCACACCGCCCAUGAAGGAUGCUAUGGCUUCGCCUUCUACCAUGGUGCGCCCCGAGGGGGACAGCGACCCGGACCUCUGGACAGAAUGCUGGAACGACACUAUGUGGGGGGCCCAGUACGAUCUGGCUAGAGCAGAGUCAGCGGCACACAAGGCCCCCCGUGACCAGACCGCCCUCACAGGCAAGGGGAUCCAGAAAGGCAAAGGCCGCAAGCAUUGGUCGCAGACCAUGGUCCACAACGACUCCUUCAUGCCGUAUCCCUUCACCUUGGAUGUGGUUACCUGUGACCACAUCGCUUUCUGUUGGGACGAGUGCUGUCAGAAGGUUGGGAAGCCAGAGGAGUGUGCGGGUGACCUUGGGUGCUCUACCUACCAAGGCAAGCCUGCAGUGCCGCCACCAGUUGGAGAUGCAGAGAUGGCAGAGCCGGACGACCAGACCACACCGCACACCACCUUUGGUGGCAAGGGCGCGGCAGCAUCUGGAAAGUGA
Symbiodinium necroappetens is the source of this 1068-nucleotide messenger RNA. The record is from the annotation of a GenBank genome assembly. NCBI's taxonomy places the organism in Eukaryota, Dinophyceae, Suessiales, Symbiodiniaceae.